GCCAGUCCGAGCGGACACUUUUCUCUAUCAGCCGCACACGCGCACAAACCUGCUAGGUGACUGGUAGCUUAUCUUGUAGCUUUCAGCCAGACUGACCGACGUGAGGUGAAGUGAAGUGAAUGGACGCUAACAUGUCCAAAGACAAGAACGACACGAUCAUGGAGGCGGAGAACAAGGUGCUGUGGUACCCGGACUCCAAGAGGGAUACGCGGAUGGACCAGUUCAGGCGGCAGGUGAACCACGAGCACGGGCUCAACCUGGCAGGACAAGUGAGCACUUUGUACCUCCGCCAAGGCCAGCCAGUGUCAAUAAAAAACAGGUUUUCCACUCCCGCAAAAAAAGACAAACAUUCCUUUAAGUUGGCUGCUGUCAACUACCGGGACUUGUACCAGUGGUCAGUGGAUUGCUACGCCGAGUUCUGGUCGUGUGUGUGGCGCUUCUGCGGUGUGGUCAGCUCCAAACCCUACCACGAGGUGGUGGACGUGUCCAAACGAAUUUCAGAUGUUCCCGAGUGGUUUUCAGGCGCUCGCCUGAACUACGCAGAGAACCUGCUCAAACACACCGAGCAAGACAAAGUUGCUCUUUAUUCUGCAACUGAGGCUAGCGAGGAGAUCAUUAAAGUCACCUUCCGUGAGCUGAGGCGUGAUGUGGCAUUGUUUGCUGCCGCCAUGAGAAAGAUGGGUGUACAGACAGGAGACAGAGUUGUGGGUUACCUGCCCAACAGCAUCCAUGCGGUGGAAGCCAUGUUGGCAGCUGCCAGCAUCGGAGCCAUUUGGAGCUCCACGUCGGUUGACUUUGGAGUCAAUGGCGUUCUGGACAGGUUCUCUCAAAUCCAGCCGAAGCUGCUGCUCUCUGUCGCCGCUGUGGUUUACAACGGAAAAACUCACAACCACGUGGACAAGCUGACCUGCGUCGUCAAAGGCCUUCCUGACCUGCAGAAGGUGGUGGUGAUUCCCUACGCUCGUGACAAACAUCACAUCGACCUCUCCAAGAUCCCCAGCAGUGUGUUUAUCGACGACUUUCUGGCGUCCGGUCGUGGUGAUGGUGAUCAGCUCCCCCAGCUGGAGUUUGAGCAGCUGCCGUUUAGCCACCCGCUUUUCAUCAUGUACUCGUCAGGAACCACAGGAGCUCCCAAGUGUAUGGUCCACUCGGCUGGGGGCACAUUAAUCCAGCACCUUAAAGAACAUGUUCUCCACGGCAACAUGAGCAGCAGUGAUGUCAUCAUUUACUACACCACUACGGGUUGGAUGAUGUGGAACUGGCUAGUUUCGUCUCUGGCUGUGGGCGCUUCGGUGGUCCUGUAUGACGGGUCGCCCCUCAUGCCCACGCCCGAUGUCCUCUGGAACCUGACCGAGACUCUGGGCAUCAGCAUCUUCGGCACUGGAGCCAAGUGGCUGUCUGUGCUGCAGGAGAGGAACCUUCAACCCGCCGAAACCCACAACCUGCAGUCUCUGCACACCAUCUUGUCCACGGGCUCCCCCCUCAAGCCCCAAAGCUACGACUACGUGUACCGCUGCAUCAAAAGUGACGUGCUGCUGGGCUCCAUCUCGGGUGGCACAGACAUCGUGUCAUGUUUCAUGGGUCAGAACCCAACAGUGCCGGUGUAUCGGGGAGAGAUCCAGACAAGAAACCUGGGCAUGGCUGUGGAAGCGUGGAACUUUGAAGGUAAGCCUGUUUGGGGAGAAAGUGGCGAGCUGGUGUGUUUGAAACCCAUUCCGUGCCAGCCCAUGCGUUUCUGGAAUGACGACAACAGCAGCAAGUACCACAAAGCCUACUUCUCCACCUUCCCGGGUGUGUGGGCCCACGGUGACUACUGCAAAAUCAAUCCCAAGACGGGAGGCAUUGUCAUGCUCGGCAGGAGUGAUGGAACAUUGAACCCCAAUGGUGUUCGCUUUGGCAGUUCUGAGAUCUACAACAUUGUGGAGGCCUUCGAGGAGGUAUCGGACAGCCUGUGCGUGCCUCAGUACAAUGCCGACGGCGAGGAGAGGGUGCUCCUGUUCCUCAAGAUGGCACCCGAGAAGCCCUUCAGCGCUGAGCUGGUGGCCAAAGUGAAGGCAGCCAUUCGGAAAGCGCUGUCCGCCCGUCACGUGCCCGCCCUCCUGCUCCAGAUACCUGACAUUCCUUACACGCUGAGCGGAAAGAAGGUGGAGGUGGCGGUGAAGCAAGUUCUGGCUGGUCGCGAGGUUUCCCAGCGCGGGGCUUUCUCCAACCCCGAAUCUCUGGAGCUCUACAAGAACAUUCCGGAACUGCAGAACUUUUGAACCACGAGGAAGAAAAUGUUAAAAAUGAAAAUAAAAGACAAUUUCAUUUUGCUGCCCCAUUGACAUGAGAGCAGCGAACAACCAACGCUGCUAACAAACAAAGGAGGCACUCUUUGCUUUGGCAUGAGCACUUUGGUUUGACGUCAGCCGCCAUUUUCCUCACCCAGUUUGAAGUCCCAGAACCGCAAAUGUACGCUAAACGUUCUAAAUGGACGAUACAGAAGUUGGCUAUGAACUUUAAUUGUUAUUAUUGUGGUCUGAUAAAUGUAUUGAGACAGUUUCCAUUCUAUUCUAAUGGAACAAUAGAUAGUCGGCUUCAGAAAUCGAGUAUUUGGACUAAAGUACUGUGACAGCUUCUACUCUUCUAGAAAAUGUCAGAUGGAAAAGCUCACAUUUAACAUUCUAAUGGUUAAAAACAAUGAAUUGAACUAAGUCUUAUUAUUGCUCUUCAGAAAUACAAUAUACAGACAAAUGUCUAUCAAAUCCUUUUGUCCAUGUAGGUUUGUGUAAAGAGAGGUCUUAAAACAGUUGUUUUUUUUAAUCACGAUAUAAUGAAUGAAAGUGAGUAUGACUUUGGUAAUUUGGUUCCAUGAACCAGGCAGGGACCAAGAGUGCAUCAUCAAAAUUGAAAGUGUGUAAAUAUUUGUGUCCAAAAUAUGGAAAUAUGAUCAUAAAUGUGACUUUUUCCAGUUCAUUCCGUG
Molecule: messenger RNA, 2962 nt
Organism: Phycodurus eques (leafy seadragon)
Lineage: Eukaryota; Metazoa; Chordata; Actinopteri; Syngnathiformes; Syngnathidae
Gene: aacs
Product: acetoacetyl-CoA synthetase
Exons: 19
Coding region: 120-2261 (713 amino acids)
Biological process (GO): positive regulation of insulin secretion; lipid metabolic process
Cellular component (GO): cytosol
Molecular function (GO): acetoacetate-CoA ligase activity
Source: RefSeq, a predicted model, not a curated record